Pteropus alecto (black flying fox) is the source of this 228-nucleotide messenger RNA. RefSeq names its product WAP four-disulfide core domain 10A (gene WFDC10A). The transcript has 2 exons. Bases 1 to 228 code for a protein of 75 amino acids. NCBI's taxonomy places the organism in Eukaryota, Metazoa, Chordata, Mammalia, Chiroptera, Pteropodidae. The record is from RefSeq and is a predicted model, not a curated record.
AUGUCAGCCCAGACUCUGCUGCCCAUCCUGCUUCUCUGUGCGCUGCUGCUGCAGGCCCAUGGAGGGUGGAUUUUCAGGAAGACGAACAUGUCCACAGAAGUCAAGCCGUGUGUGAAGAAAGUCAGGCAACAUCUGUGCAAAUUCAACUGUGAAAAUUACCGGUCAUGUCAAGCAAAUAAUAUAUGCUGUUCGACCUACUGUGGGAACGUUUGCAUGAACAUCCUGUGA